This is a messenger RNA of Folsomia candida, 960 nucleotides long. RefSeq lists its product as uncharacterized. Bases 116 to 892 code for a protein of 258 amino acids. Lineage: Eukaryota; Metazoa; Arthropoda; Collembola; Entomobryomorpha; Isotomidae. The transcript has 3 exons. The record is from RefSeq and is a predicted model, not a curated record.
CGCACCACCGACCUAUUGUUGUACAUAUCUGAAUGAACGUCGGUCCAUCUACCUAUUUUACCUUUCUUGGGUUAACUUAUCGAAUUGUCAUAUCUCAUAUUCGUUCAAAAUCGGGAUGGAAGUAAAGGUCUACUUGUUAGUAUUUGGGACCCUUCUCAUUUUGCCUCUGAUCCAUGGAAAGCCAUGGAACAGGGGUGAACAUUUUGCAGGGUUGAACGAAGAGCAAGAAGCAGUUUUCGACACUUUUAAGCACAAUUUGAUCCGUUACUACGGUGUAUCGGAGUCCUUCGCGGAGCAGUUUAAGAUGAACUUGCACCGUGCAGUGGACGUAGAGUUACUCAAUAAAAAGGUGAAGGCAGGGUCAGGAGCGUUCUUCCAACCGAGACAAGCCCCCCUGGACGAGGACGAAGAGGAUGAUGAGGAAACUACGCCGUCGACCACUCAGGGCCCAUCCCCUUUCAAUAUUGUAAACGGCAUUUACGGAAUUUUGACGGGUGUGGGGACACUCAACCCGGACAAAGUUUUCCAGUCUACCGUCAACUUUUUCCCACCCUCGCAAACGCAAAUGGCACAGGCCCUGGUGGACUCUGCGCUAGGCAAGAACCCUGGCACUUGGCCUACCACUCCCUCGACCACACCCACAACCACAAAACUGACCACAAAGGAUCCCGAUGACGAUGACGAUGAGGAUGAAGACGCCACAAAAGCGGUCACAACAGCUGUCCUUGCUGCGGUCGCCGUCACCGGACCACAAUCGGCCACAGCAGCAGCAGCAGUCGUUCCUUCGAUGACAGCCACCUUAGCUCCGACCAUUGAGAAGUACAUGAUUGGACAAAAGGUGGUGGCGACCCAGGCUCCCAGCAUAGUUGUUACAGCAAGUGCAGCAGGAUAAAUGAUCAUAUGUUAACUAUUAAUAUCUAUCAACCUAAAAUAAAUUAUCAUUUUAAAUAUUAAAUGAAA